AUGUCUGAAAAAGAUAAGAUACUGGUUUAUGAAAAAAAAUUAGAACAACUUAAAGAAGAAGAAAAAGUUAUAUUAAAAAUAUUAAAAAGUGUUCAAACUCAAUUAAAAAAAUACGAGGUUGAAGAAUUACAAACUUCCAGUGAUUUUACCUCUGAUAGAAAAAGAGAAGAAGAGGAAGACGAUCAAGAUAGCGAAUCUGAUGAAAGUGUUGCAGAUCCUAAAACAUUAUUAAAACUAUUAGAUUGUGCUGAAUUAAAUGAAAUGACUGAAGAAAUUAUAAAUUUCGACAAAGAAUGCGAUGAAAAAAAUUACAUUGAAACAAUGGCUGAUGAUACAUUUUUAUCUGAUGUAAAUAACAAACAACAUAUUUAUGAAAAUAACAAAGGGAAUUAUGUGUAUGCUAGCGAUAAUGUUGAAGAAGAUUCAAUUGUAGAAACGACAGCAUUAAGAGAAAAUUCAGAAAUUUCGAAAGGUACAUCAAGUUCGAUAACGAGUGAAAAUUAUUUAAUCCUACCUGGAACGCUUAAAAGAGGAAGGAAUAAAACACGACAAGUUGAAGUUGUUUUAAACAUGUCUAGGGAAGAACUUGAAUUGUUAGAAUUAAACAUAAUGACAAAGAAAAAAAACAUUUGUUAUAAUAGUUUAAAUGGUGGUAUGCAUGUUUUUCUAUGGUCUAUUAUUUGCUCACCUAUUAGUUUAAUAUUAUCAUCAAUGUAUUCGUUUUUCAUGGGUACCCUUACUUGGUAUGGAAUAUUUUCAAUGUUUUCAGAAACUAAAUCAUUUAAAUAUAAAAUCAUAGUACCUCCAAUUCUGAUUAUAUUGUAUCCAUUUUUAAUAGUCUUUGUUUCUCUUUGCUUAGGCAUAUAUGCUGGAUUUAAACAAGUUUCAUGGUAUUGGAAUAUAUGGUUAGACGAAUUUACUGAUUAUGAUAAAGGAUUUUUCGGAUGGUUGUGUAAUGUUUUAGAUAUACCUGAAUGUUCUCCAUAUGAAAUUAUUAUUUUGUCAAAUGUAUAUAAACCUUAA
Pediculus humanus corporis (human body louse) is the source of this 1023-nucleotide messenger RNA. RefSeq lists its product as uncharacterized. The record is from RefSeq and is a predicted model, not a curated record. The coding region runs from base 1 to 1023 and encodes 340 amino acids. NCBI's taxonomy places the organism in Eukaryota, Metazoa, Arthropoda, Insecta, Psocodea, Pediculidae. The transcript has 3 exons.